AUGGGUCUCAAGGGCUUUGUUGAAGGGGGUAUUGCUUCGAUCAUCGCUGGGUGUUCCACCCACCCGCUCGACCUCAUCAAGGUCCGGAUGCAGCUCCAGGGUGAGACGCAGGUUCCCAAUCCCGCCGUUCAAACUCUCCGUCCAGCGCUCGCUUUCCAGACAGGCGCCGCUCCCACGGCUGUCCACGUGACUCGGCCCCCGCGCGUGGGUCCGAUCACCGUCGGAGUCCGGAUCGUGCAACAGGAAGGGGUGGUCGCUCUCUUCUCCGGCGUCUCUGCCACCGUCCUUCGCCAAACGCUGUACUCCACUACUCGCAUGGGUCUCUACGACAUUCUUAAGAAGAAAUGGACUGACCCAGCUACCGGCAACAUGCCGCUCGUAAGCAAGAUAGGAGCUGGACUGAUCGCCGGCGGGAUCGGGGCCGUCGUCGGAAACCCUGCCGACGUGGCCAUGGUCCGAAUGCAAGCCGACGGCCGCCUCCCUCUGGCCCAGCGCCGCAACUACAAAAGCGUUCUGGACGCCAUAACCAGAAUGUCCAAACAGGAGGGAGUCACUAGUCUGUGGCGCGGCUCCUCCCUUACGGUGAAUCGCGCCAUGCUCGUCACAGCCUCGCAACUCGCCUCCUACGAUCAGAUCAAGGAGACAAUCCUACAAAAGGGUCUGAUGAAGGACGGCCUCGGAACGCACGUGACGGCGAGCUUCGCCGCCGGAUUUGUAGCGGCAGUGGCCUCAAACCCUGUGGACGUAAUCAAAACCAGGGUGAUGAACAUGAAGGUGGAGCCGGGGGCGGCGCCGCCGUACACCGGAGCUUUGGACUGCGCCCUGAAAACAGUACGCGCAGAGGGACCGAUGGCCCUCUACAAGGGGUUCAUCCCUACAAUCUCAAGGCAGGGACCUUUCACUAUUGUGCUCUUCGUCACACUGGAACAGGUCCGCAAGCUGCUCAAAGAUUUCUGAUGAUGACGAUCAAGAAUAUUAGGAAUUUUAAUUUCGUGUUUUAUUUUAAAUUAUAAGAAGAAAACAAAAACAGUAUCAUUCGAUGCUUUGGUUUAUGGAAAUGUGGAGGGCUGAUGAUUUUAUUGAAUAAAUUGGAAUUUGAGUA
Messenger RNA from Vitis vinifera (wine grape), 1102 nucleotides. RefSeq names its product probable mitochondrial 2-oxoglutarate/malate carrier protein-like. The transcript has a single exon. The record is from RefSeq and is a predicted model, not a curated record. The coding region runs from base 1 to 957 and encodes 318 amino acids. Gene Ontology annotation, biological process: oxaloacetate transport; mitochondrial transport; malate transmembrane transport. NCBI's taxonomy places the organism in Eukaryota, Viridiplantae, Streptophyta, Magnoliopsida, Vitales, Vitaceae. Gene Ontology annotation, molecular function: antiporter activity; succinate transmembrane transporter activity; sulfate transmembrane transporter activity. Gene Ontology annotation, cellular component: mitochondrial membrane.